AUGGACGACUCUACAACGAAGCGUAGAAACUCAAACGUCGGACUGGCCGCAUCAAGGCCGACAUCGACGGGAACGCCAGACCCAAGGCUGUUUGAUAGGCACGUACGGGGUCUCAAGCCCCGUGCACAGUCGACGCUCGGAGGUCUCAGAGCACUGUGGAGGCAGUAUGUCCCUCCCGGACUGAGAAGCACAUCGCGCGCUCGGUCAGAGACAUCCUCACGAGCCUACAUGCCUAGUUUCUCGUCUGACGAUUCAGAUGAUGACCACAACGACCAGCGCUCCUCAAAUGGCUUGCUCUCUGGUGAAGAGAAAGCGGAAAUGUUCCGCACACGUUCAGGUAGCCCAAGGCGGUCGCCUAGCAUGAGCAGGAGGCGACCAGAUGGGACGGAUUUCCCUUGGCGCAUACGCAGACGCUUGUUCACUUCUAGGUUGGCAGCGGCCGCGCUUGCUUGCCUCACAUUCGUGAUUCAUUGCUGGGCAUUCUCAUACUUGGGCACCGUCUCGCUCGAAGCAAACGCUGCACCACCCUCGUACAGACGCACUGACGCUCAGCACGUAUCCUUUGAUAGCCCGCAUGCCUCAUCGACGCUGGGGAUGGGUAUCGCACUCGCUCUGGGUCGCCUAUACUCGACCAUAGGCGUCAUUGCCGCCCUUGCUGGCUUCCACGCUGUUUACAAGCAACACUUGGCUACAUUGAACGUAUUCUUCCUUUACUCACUCAUGGACUUGCUCCUCUUCAUCGUUUCCUCCAUUACGCUAACGGCACUAUACCUGACCGAGAAAUACCAAGCUUCGUUCAAGCAUGUCAUCUGCGAACGAGCUACAUCCGGCGAAUUCUGGUCGGGCGUCGGAACUACCCUAGGCGACUCCGAUCGGCCUACUUUGGCAUCUUCCCUGCUCGACACAGAUGCACGCCGCCGUUUCGUCAAGCGCGACCUUGUCUCUGCGCUCCUGACACGCCGCGAUUCAAACAUCAUGCAGGCCCUCCCAAAAGGCACCCAGGGCGACGAUACCGGCUUCCUCAAGACGCUUUCGUAUGCCGUACUGGGUCAAGGCGGGUUCGGCGUCGAGAGUUGCGAGGAACGAUGGACCCUCCUCGUUGCGCUGACUGCGCUGGCUAUGAUCCUUCUCGUCUGCAUCCGCGUUGGUCUCGUCGUUGCGACAAGCCAUUACUGGAACCGUAUCGUCGCUCGAGCCGCCCGGCGCUCAGAACUGAAUUAUGCAAAGCUCGAGUCAACAGAGGCUCUACUCAAAGAGCGAUCCAGUGAUAUCGAGCGUACCGCACGCUCGAGGCCGACGAGCUUCAGUACUCCGUCGUCCAGCGGUGGUCCAAAUCCCACGACGGUGACGUACGAUCAGCGAGGUCACGUCAGACGAGGGUCUCUCAGCGCUACGUCGCCUCACUCACCUAUCAAGUCAUAUUCUCUGCCGGUCACUGCAAUCGAGGCAGAGACGACAGGAGUGAUCCGAUCGCCUAGUCUGUCAUCAUCCAUCAAGUCGCCAAUGACUGGCUCCUCUGGUUCCGCAGCACACCACAGGAGCAGGAAGAACAGACCACAUUCACUGAUCAUGCUCUUGCCACCCACCUUUGAAGGCGCUCCGAGGAACUCGCCAAUAUUAGCGAGCUCAGUCGAGCAGAUAGAACCCGAUAGCAAGAUGACGACAAAAGCUUUGCCCAUGCUCGAUACUACACGCACCGGGUUGGGCAUCGGACCCGUCUCUGCGCCAGUACGGCAAUCAUCUGGUGAUGACACGCCGACUGCAAGCAAAGGAAAAGGCAGAUCACGUCGGCGCUUGUCAGAAACAGUCGUCGUCUAUGCCCCUGUGAGGAUGACGUGGCAAGAAGCUCGCGAUCUCGGCGGAACCGAGGCAUGGCUACCUGCCAUGCCGACCAAGAUCGAUCCUUUGCCAGCCGAAGAAGGCUCCAUAACACCUUUGGCUCUGCCUCGUUGCGACUCGCCCACGUCUAUGGCUGGCGGAGCUGAUAGGAGUGUCAGUCCAGCUGAUUCGGAGCGGACGACCCGCUGA
Messenger RNA from Mixia osmundae IAM 14324, 2028 nucleotides. RefSeq lists its product as uncharacterized. Bases 1 to 2028 code for a protein of 675 amino acids. The transcript is spliced from 3 exons. NCBI's taxonomy places the organism in Eukaryota, Fungi, Basidiomycota, Mixiomycetes, Mixiales, Mixiaceae. The record is from RefSeq and is a predicted model, not a curated record.